UUUAGGAAAUUAUUGAGGGAAUACCACAUAAAAGAGGGGUAUCAGUUCAAAUUUUUAAAGAAUGAGUCUAAGAGGGUGACUGUAAAGUGUGCACUUGAUUGUGGCUUUAGACUUCAUGCUUCUCCCAUGUAUGAAGAGAGAUCCUUCCAAAUUAAAAAGAUAGAUCAAUAACAUUCAUGUACCAGGACAUACACUAAUAAUAAUGCAACCUCAUCUUGGCUUUCCCAAAGGUACUUAGCCAAAUUUAGUGAUGCCCCUGAGACUAAGGUCAGUUCAAUGAAGAAAACAAUUAGGAGGGAAUGGUUGUUGAAUGUUUCAGAGAACAAAGUGUAUAGGGCAAAGAGAAAGGCACUUAAAUUGAUAAGGGGAGAUCAUAGAGGGCAAUAUGCCAGGUUGUGGGAUUAUUGUGAGAUGGUUAGAAUACAGAAUCCAAGUAGUACUGCUAAAAUUAAGGUGGAUACAGAAUCCUUGCCAAAGGGAGGACCAGUGUUUGAGAGGAUUUUCAUAAGUUAUGAUGGACAGCUGAGGGGAUUUCUAUCAGGUUGCAGACCUAUAAUUGGGUUAGAUGCCUGUUUUUUAAAAGGUUCCUUUGGAGGUCAAUUGAUGCAUGCAGUUGCAAGAGAUGCCAACAAUCAGAUGUUUCCUUUAACAUUUGCUGUUGUGGAGUCUAAAACAAAAGCUAGCUGGACUUGGUUCAUGGGGUUGCUGGUAAAUCUGAUAGGAGAUCCAGAGGAAAGAGGAUGGUGCUUUGUCUCUGACAGGCAGAAGGGCUUGAUACAAACAUUUGCAGAGUUCUACCCUAAUGUUGAACAUAGGUACUGCAUUAGGCACAUGUACUCAAAUUUCUCAAAAGUAUACAAGGGUAAAGAAUGGAAAGACCUAAUGUGGAAGGCAGCAUCAGUGUACACAGUUCAAGAGUUUAAGUACCAUAUGAAUGCCAUUAAAGAAAUUGAUGAGGGUGCAUAUGAGUACUUGAUGAGUGAAGACCCUAAGACAUGGGCUAGGUGCAUGUAUGGGUUAAUGUCAAAAUGCAAUAGAAUGGACAACAACACUAGUAAAGCAUUCAAUCAAGCAAUCAAAGAUGUAAAGGAUGAACCAAUUCUGACCAUGUUGGAAAGUAUUAGAAGUUAUCUCAUGACAAGGUUGCAAAUUAGGAGGCAAAUGUGCAUGGGCUGGGAGGGUACCCUAUGUCCAAGGAUUAGGAGAAGGGUUGAGAAAACUUGUAAGCUGAUGGGGGAAUGCCAGGUUAUUUACAGUGGUGAUAAGAUUUAUGAAGUAAUGACUACACUCAGGACAUUUGUUGUGGACUUAAAUGAGAGAACCUGCACAUGCAGGAAGUGGGAUGUGUGUGGGAUACCAUGUCAACAUGGAAUGGCAGCAAUCAUCACUGACAAAUCUAAUCCUGAAAACUUUGUUGAUGAGUGCUUCCAUAUUAGUACUUUUGCCAAGAUAUACGACUUCACCAUCAAGCCAAUUCCUGACCAAACAAUGUGGGUUCGUAAGGACUUAGAUCCUAUAGAACCUCCUCUUUUUAGGGUCAAGAGUGGUAGACCAAGAAAGACUAAGAGGAAAGGGCCUGAUGAACCAAUGAAUCCAACAGGAGGUCCCUCAAAAGGAGUCAAGAAGUAUUACGCAUGCCUCAAAUGUAGAAUUUGCAAGCAGCCAGGCCACAAUUCUAGGACAUGUCCUCAAAAACCAAGCACAACUGUUGAACAAGAAAUGGCAAUGGCAGAGGACUUGGAAAUGAUAAUGGCAGAGGAAAUGAUAAUUGCAGAGAAAAGAGGACUGGUUCCAUGCACAAGUACUGGAAGGGAAAAGGACAACAACACUGGGAAUGGUAGGGGAGCAAAAGUAGGAAAGACUGGUCCUAGUGGAGGAAGAGGAACAGGAACAAAAGGUAGAGGGGGGAGAGGGAAGGUUGGUGGUAGAGGAGGUGGUGCAAAAAAAACUGGUAGAGGUGGCACAAUGGUGGUUGGAGGGACUGGUAGAGGUGGUGACCCUGCUCCAAACAAAGGACAAGUGGUGGUUGGAGGUAGAGGGAGAGGUGGAAGCACUCCUGCACUUCUUGGAGUUGUUAUCAAAGAGAGAUGUCAACAAAAUGGUGGACGCAAUGGAAAAUGUCAAGAACCAACUAUUGGGAAAGGUAAAGCACCAGUUAUUGCAAAAGCCAAAGUGCCAAUUCCAAGGUUUGGAGGUGCAGAAAUUGUUGCCCCAAGGGUUGGUCUACCAAACCCAUAGGGAUGGAGGAGAUCCACUAGGUUAGGGAAUGCAGUUUUUUGGAGUCAGCUAUCAAGUUCUUCUACUGCAUCAUGUGCAAGUGCUAGUGGAAGUGGCAGUGCCACAAUGCCAACCACUCCAAUCCCCAGGCUGGACUCCCAAGGAGCAACUUUAACCCCAAGUUCAACACAGAAAUCUGGAAUUUGAAUAUGGUUUAGGGAAUGGUUUAGUUAGGAUGAAAUUUCCCAAUGUGUAAUGGGUUUGUUGUACCUAAUGGAACAAGUACUUUCUUUUUGUUGGUUCCCAGUACUGACUGUAAAUAUUUGUGGUUUCCAAUACUUUAGCUUGGUUGCCAUGGCAGUAAGUUGGUUGCUUUACUUGAACAAGUAUUUUUUGUGUAAUCUUGGAAUGUAAUGUUGCCAAUGGUUGUAAUGUCAGUACUGAACUUGUUUUGGCAGUAAGUUGGU
Messenger RNA from Rhododendron vialii, 2684 nucleotides. RefSeq lists its product as uncharacterized. The coding region runs from base 277 to 2238 and encodes 653 amino acids. The transcript has 4 exons. The record is from RefSeq and is a predicted model, not a curated record. Gene Ontology annotation, molecular function: zinc ion binding; nucleic acid binding. NCBI's taxonomy places the organism in Eukaryota, Viridiplantae, Streptophyta, Magnoliopsida, Ericales, Ericaceae.